AUGAAAAUCUCGUCUACUGCCACCUUCCUCGCCAUUCUCCUCACUUCUGUUACGUCGCUGGGCAUUCCUCGGUCGGAUUUGGCCCUGCGCGAGCCCGUUUUACCCUCAAUUUCGCUCGAAACGCCCGACUUGGAGAAGCGUCGUGGUGGCGGAGGAUUUGGCGGUGGAGGUGGGAGAGGUGGGGGAGGAAGUGGAAGAAGUGGUGGAGGCAGCGGAGGUCGGAGCGGCAGCAGCUCCGGUGGUAGUCGAAGUUCGUCGUCUAGCACAAGUUCCUCCAGUAAUAGAGGGGGAACCACUCGCGGAGGCUCGGGGCCGCGACCAGCAUACGGUGGCGGCAAUUACUACGCUGGCGGUGCCCGCACGCCAUAUGCCGCCGGCAGGCGAUCACCAUUAGGGGUGGCCCCUUUCUUGUUGCCAGUCGCCGCCCUCGCCUUUUUCCCGGGGAUCUGGCUGUAUGGCGCAUAUGCAUACCCAUAUACUCAUCAUUAUAAUUAUACGGAUGAGAGAACCCGCCGGAACGAGUCGUUGCCUGUGGUUUGUCUGUGUGAGAAGUACGCGGAAUGCGGGUGCGACGACAAUUCGAGCCAGAUGUACUACGAAUCUCUGUUUAACGGUACCCAGCCCUCGAACUCUAGUAUGGUCAAGGUGGUGGAAGUGAACAGCACCAGGACAAUCUACAUCAAUGGAACCUUGCCCAACGGAACGACGGUGGAUGAUCCAUCAACUACAGAGGCAUCCGGCGCCCCGAUAAUUCAAGCUGGGGGGUACUGGAUGAUGGCUGUGUUGAUUGCCCGCACCGUCUGGGGCCUGUGA
Aspergillus tanneri is the source of this 813-nucleotide messenger RNA. RefSeq lists its product as uncharacterized. The coding region runs from base 1 to 813 and encodes 270 amino acids. Lineage: Eukaryota; Fungi; Ascomycota; Eurotiomycetes; Eurotiales; Aspergillaceae. The transcript is spliced from 2 exons. The record is from RefSeq and is a predicted model, not a curated record.